Messenger RNA from Zeugodacus cucurbitae (melon fly), 785 nucleotides. RefSeq lists its product as uncharacterized. Lineage: Eukaryota; Metazoa; Arthropoda; Insecta; Diptera; Tephritidae. Gene Ontology annotation, biological process: tRNA 5'-leader removal. The record is from RefSeq and is a predicted model, not a curated record. Bases 130 to 432 code for a protein of 100 amino acids. Gene Ontology annotation, cellular component: ribonuclease P complex. The transcript has 2 exons.
AAAGUGACAUUUGGAUAACCUAAAAAAUUACAUAAAAACAAAAAAGCCGACAUGUUCUCAUAUUUUCUGUAGCGACAAAACUUAUAAUUCUAAUAAAAUCUGCUAAUAUUUAUAUAAAUCAUAAAUAGUAUGACAAACUAUUUUCACUUGGAUGUGGAAUUGAAACUACGCGACGAAGAAAAAGCUGUUGUUACACCUGCCUACUUUCUUGGCAGCAUAGAGGAAUCACUUCAAAGUUUUUUUGGUGAAAUUGGAGGGCAGACCGAUUUACAAGUGAUAAAAUUUGACAAGAAUCAAAAACGAGCAAUUCUCCGAGUAAACGAGGAAUUUGUGACACGCACUCGCUCAGCAAUUACAUUAAUUGGGCAUUAUCAAGACAUUCCUUGCCAUUUCUUAAUAAAGAAUACAUCUAAGGAGAAGCUGGACUUUUAAGUUUUCCUAAUUCGCAUUAAUAAGUAAUAUACAAUGUCGUACUGCAAAGUAUUUGGCAAAGACAAAGUUUUCUUCGUCACCAAAGAGGAUCAUGCAACACCCAGCACCAUUGAGCUGCCACCACCAGAACCACCACAAGGUCUUAUUACCAGUGAUGGCGAAAUUAAUUGGAGUUGCCCUUGUCUAGGAGGCAUGGCUACAGGUCCAUGUGGUGUUGAAUUUCGUGAUGCAUUUUCUUGCUUCCAUUAUAGCAAAGCAGAUCCUAAGGGCUCUGAUUGUUUCGAGGCUUUUAGAUCAAUGCAAGAUUGCUUUACGCAGUAUCCUACAGUAUACAAUAAAUCUACUGGUAAUGA